Molecule: messenger RNA, 3304 nt
Organism: Schistosoma curassoni
Lineage: Eukaryota; Metazoa; Platyhelminthes; Trematoda; Strigeidida; Schistosomatidae
Source: the annotation of a GenBank genome assembly
GAGCGGAAAGGUUCAAAGGCAUAUUAUAUUACUUCUGUGCAAAGUCUAAUUUAAAACAGUAAAUCUUGAGUAUGACUGAGUCGACUGUUGGCUCAACUGGUAGUCUUUGUGAAACACCGAUUCAAUGGCCAAUGACGAAGGCCUCCUAUGAAUUCGGAAAAUCUAUUGGUCAGGGUGCUACUUCUACUGUGUUUGAAGCUCUUUGUCCCUCGAAUGGAAAGAAAUGUGCUAUCAAAAUAAUAAAUCUUGAAAAAUGCAGCACAUCCGCAUCGUUAGAAGAAAUAAACAGAGAAAUAAAAUCCAUGAAGAACAUGAAAAACGAGAAUAUAGUAGCAUACUAUGCCUCCUUCGUUGCCCAGACAGAACUGUGCAUAAUCAUGGAUCUAUGUCAAAGAGGAUCAUUGUUGGAUGUUAUCAAGUAUACACAAAAUAAACGAGAUAUCACUUACGGUGUAUUCGAUGAAAAUACAAUUGCUACCAUUCUUCGUGAUGUCCUACGUGGAUUGGCGUAUAUUCAUGAAAAUGGUUUAGUUCAUCGCGAUCUAAAAUGUGGUAAUUUAUUAGUCAAAGAUGAUGGAAUCAUUCAAAUAGCAGAUUUUGGAGUUGCUGGAUUUUUAGCUACUCAACCGCUUACUGCAACUGGUAGUGUUGAUUUAAGACGGUAUACAUUUGUUGGUACACCUUGUUGGAUGGCUCCGGAAGUUAUGCAACAAGCUCGUGGUUACAAUCAAAAAGCAGAUAUAUGGUCAUUAGGUAUUACAACUAUUGAAAUGGCAACUGGUCAAGCUCCUUAUGCAAAAUUUGCACCAAUGAAGGUAUUAAUGCUUACAUUACAAAAUGAUUCACCGGAUAUUGACAGUGUUGCAACAGUUAACAAUCAAUAUUUAAAUUAUGGACACAAAUUUCGUAAAUUCACCAAAGCUUGCCUUAUGAAAGAUCCAGGUCAACGUUUAUCUGCUCGUGAAUUACUUAGCCAUACUUAUAUCAAAUCAAAAGCGAAGGAUCGAGAAUUACUUUGUCGAGUUUUGCUUGGUGGUGAGAUGCCACCUCCUAUUUCUCGUAUCAAUAAGCACCCGGAUGAUCGAUCAGAAAAGCGUGAUCCUAAGAAUAACAGUACAGAAUGGAAUUUCGAUACAGUGGGACGUGUAUCUAAUAGUGGUGUUGAUAGUGAUGAUGAUAGUGAUGAGAAUGACUAUAAGGUUACUUCAUAUACUGAUCGUUCUGGUAGUGUACUCCAACCUUGUAAUUCAUCUAGUGGAUUUGAUUUUCCAUCAGAAUUAUUAACUCAAACAAAUGCAACUGCUGUAAUCGGUUCAUCUGCGUCUAAUCAAGUGAAUAAUGCACGUGCAACGGGAGCAACGAUGGCAGUGCCAACAACACUACCAGUUGUUGAUGAAACUGUUGGUGUUAUUAGUCCACGAAGUAAUAUACCACAUUUAGAUAGGACAGACAACUAUAAUAUUGCGGUGUCUGGGUCAUCAUCAUCGUCAUUUCCACCUGCUCCAGCGUGUACACCUGCCUCUCCAGAGACAUCUGAUUCGAUUAGUGCUAUGGCAGCAGCGUUCUCGAGCACUUUGACAACUGAGGAUUCUGAUAAUCAGCAACCCCAGUCUCAAACAAAUGAUCCUUCAUGUGGCAGUGGUUUAUGCUAUCGAAUAACAUUGCGUAAACGUAAUCCGAAGCAGAAUAAUGAACUACAAGAUAUCAGUUUUAAUUAUGUCCCAGGAGAAGAUUCAGCUGAUGUUUUAGCACGUGAACUAGUCCAAGCUGAUUUACUGGAUGGUUGUGAUUCAUUAUUGGUAUUCUAACAACAAAACAUAUGAAUCGAAUAACUAUGUCAAUCUAAACACGAUUGUAUUUAGAUUAUGAUUUACAUGUAUGAAAUUUAUGUUUUAUCAAUUUCAUUAAAGGUCAUUUUAGUUGCACAUCACAUGAGUGAAUUGGUCAGUAAUCCAAGUGAACGUGAACGUAUUUUACCAUUAAAUUCUCAACCAGCUGCUGGUCAAGUUCCAAUUGAAUCUGAAUUACAUGGUUAUGCAAAAGUACUUAUUCGAGUAAUUAGUACACCGACAACCACAUGAAAACCAUUAUUAUUACACAGAAUAAUGAUGAUUACUAAACAAUCGGCAUUUUACAAGUUUAUUCAUAGAAAUGAUCUGUCUAUUUAUGUAUUCCUUUACCAAAUGAUGAAUAGCUCCCAUACUACUACUAAUAGUACGAAAAACUGUUCUGUUACUCGCUAUAUUAUUUCGUGUGUGUGUAUGUGUAUGUGUUUUACACUACACACUAAUAAAAAGAUUUCAGAGAAAUAAAAAGCCAUGUUUUCUUUUUGUUACAGUCCUUCUCAUUCAUUUGUUUCCAAUUCACUUCUUAAGUAUCGUUAUCUACCCUUCUCUCUUACUAUUCAUAAUAAUCAUUAUCAUUACUCAAUCACUGGCAUUAUUUCAGUUUGAUUGUUACUUAUAUAAGUAAAUAUGCUUAGUGAGAAUUAGAUACGAUUAUGUAUGCAUAUUGAUGGAUAACUCAACUGACUGCUUUAAAUUCUAUGGUGUAUAUUAUAUUAAAAUGUAUGUGUUUGUUGUUUAUGCUUGUCUUAACAAGUGUGUCUUCCUUCUUAUAAACAAUUAAUGAUAUGUAUGUUCAGUAUAGAAAUACAUAAUCUUUUUUUUUUUUGAGGGGGGGAGGAGGGAAAGGGAACAUCAAUUGUAUACUAGACAGUAUAAGAUAUUAUUUUUUAUAUCCAUAAUUUAGUUUGUGUUUAUUUCAUUACUAUUGUUACCUUAAUUCUUCUUUUUUUUUUUUUAAAAAAAAAAAACUGACUACAUUAUGAAUCUACUUUUAAAUUGUUGAUAUGCCGUUUAUGUUCUCUGUCAAUUUUUCAUAAAUUUAAUGAACAAUCAAUCCAUAAUCAGAUAGUCUGUUGUUCACUUUUCUCUUCAUCUUGCAUAUAUAUUUAUACAUAUAUCACAAUGAAACUUCUACUGUGUAAUUGCUGUAAUGACCAUCUAAUCUUUCUGAAAGUCGCAUGUUAGGAAAAACACAAUUCUUGUGCUACGUCGCAACAUUGGGAAUCGAAAUAAGUUGAUGACAGUGGUGUGUAUAUGUGUGCAUGUCAGCCAUAAUUCUUUUCUUGUUUGUUUGUUCUUUUUUUCUUUUUCAACAUACAACGUAGUUAAACUGUUCUACAUUUUUACACUUGCUUCUUCUGUCUUAUUUCUUUCGGACAGCUUUUAUUUUGCAUAAUGACUUUCAGCAACAACAAAAAAAACUAUGUAUUAUCCCUUUUAAUAAAAUUUUGUUGAGU